Erpetoichthys calabaricus (reedfish) is the source of this 4151-nucleotide messenger RNA. RefSeq names its product protein HIRA. Gene Ontology annotation, molecular function: nucleosome binding; protein binding. The transcript is spliced from 25 exons. NCBI's taxonomy places the organism in Eukaryota, Metazoa, Chordata, Cladistia, Polypteriformes, Polypteridae. Gene Ontology annotation, biological process: regulation of DNA-templated transcription; chromatin remodeling; DNA-templated transcription. The coding region runs from base 410 to 3481 and encodes 1023 amino acids. The record is from RefSeq and is a predicted model, not a curated record. Gene Ontology annotation, cellular component: nucleus; HIR complex.
GACUUUUGUUUCCGUUUUAAAGCCCCCGCAGACGGCGCUCGGGAUCCUCACUUGAAGCCCACGUCGUUGUUUUUUUUUUUUUUUUUUUGUUAAGUGAGAAAUGAGCCCGGCCACGUAGAUCGAGCGGCCCGGGCCUAGGCGCCGGCGGACCUGACCUUUCCGGGGCCCGUGUUUCCAGGGGGAGCGCUGGGAAAGGUCGGCCACUUCCUGUGUUGCCGCCGCUGCAGGGAAGCCGGAGGGAUGAGAGGAAUUGGCGGGGCGACGAUGGCGCUGCUCUGAGUGGCGGACGCGGCACGGACUUGGGGGGCGAGCAGCACGGCGAAGCGGUGCCACGCAGUGAGUGCAGGCGGGUGGAGGGCCGCAGAGACUAGGGGAGCGGAGCGGAGCGGCGGCACAGGAGGAGGAGGAGAUGAAGCUCUUGAAGCCGACUUGGGUCAGUCACAAUGGGAAGCCAAUUUUUUCCGUUGACAUCCAUCCAGAGGGAACAAAAUUUGCAACUGGUGGACAAGGGGAAGAUUCUGGGAAGGUUGUCAUCUGGAAUAUGGCACCCGUCCUCCGGGAAGAGGAUGAGAAAAAUGAGAACAUUCCCAGAAUGCUGUGUCAGAUGGAUAACCACUUAGCUUGUGUAAACUGCGUCCGCUGGUCAAAUAAUGGAUUGUACUUGGCAUCAGGCGGCGACGACAAGCUGAUCAUGGUGUGGAGGCGAGCUGCGUACAUUGGCCCAAGUACAGUGUUUGGUUCAAGCAGUAAACUAGCCAACGUGGAGCAGUGGAGAUGUGCAACCAUCCUGAGAAACCACACAGGAGAUGUGAUGGAUGUAGCCUGGUCCCCUCAUGAUGCUUGGUUGGCUUCCUGCAGUGUGGAUAAUACAAUCGUGAUCUGGAAUGCCCGCAAAUUCCCAGAGAUCAUCGCCACUCUAAAGGGUCACACGGGCCUAGUGAAAGGUUUAACCUGGGACCCAGUUGGAAAGUACAUUGCCUCCCAGGCUGAUGACCGUAGCUUGAAGGUGUGGAGAACUGUGGACUGGCAGUUGGAAACGAGCAUCACCAAGCCCUUUGAUGAGUGCGGAGGAACAACUCACGUGUUGCGACUCAGUUGGGCCCCUGAUGGUCAGUACCUUGUUUCUGCUCACGCAAUGAACAAUUCUGGUCCCACUGCGCAGAUUAUUGAGAGGGAUGGCUGGAAAACUAACAUGGACUUCGUGGGUCAUAGGAAGGCUGUUACUGUUGUGAAAUUCAAUCCUAAGAUUUUCAAGAAGAAACAAAAAAAUGGCAGUUCCCAGAAGCCAAGUUGCCCGUACUGCUGUUGUGCUGUAGGCAGUAAAGACCGUUCUGUAUCUGUUUGGCUGACAUGCUUGAAGCGGCCUCUGGUGGUUAUCCACGAGCUGUUUGACAAGUCCAUUAUGGACAUAACAUGGACCUUAAACGGCCUGGGGAUUUUGGUGUGCUCCAUGGAUGGUACAGUAGCAUAUCUGGAUUUCUCACAGGAUGAGCUCGGAGAUCCACUCAAUGAGGAAGAAAAGAAUUCAAUUCAUCAAAAGAUUUAUGGGAAAAGUUUGGCAAUUACAACAGAAACUCAGAUGGGCACCACCAUCAUUGAAAAUCCAGAGAUGCUUAAGUACCAGCAGCAGAAAGAAGUAGUAGAGCAAACAAGCACUGCAAACAGGGAGUCCUCCACACCUAAACUCAACAGUGUGGUAAAUGGUGAGAGCCUGGAGGACAUUCGGAAGAAUUUAUUAAAGAAGCAGGUUGAAACAAGGACAGCAGAUGGUCGGCGCAGAAUUACCCCUCUCUGCAUCGCUCAGCUUGACACUGGAGAUUUCUCCCCAGCCCUGUUCAACAGCGUUCCCAUUAUGCCGGGAUCUUCAGUGUCCUCACAGCUGACGCAGCACCUGACCUCCUCUGACUCCAACACUGCCAAUUCUGUGAGCAUGAAGCCACAGCACGAGCCCUUGGCGUCUGCAUCUACUGCUGCUCCUCAAAAGCCCCUUGAAGAUGCCCAGCAGAGAAAUGGGGUCAACUCUGGUGUGUCAAAUUCAGUGGCGGUUGUCAAUUCCACUGCAGUAAAAGCUAACAAUCUCCACUCAUCGUCUUCCAAGAUUGAGCCAAUGAAAGCACUUGAUUCAAGGUUCACAGAGAGGUCAAAGACCACCCCUGGAGUUGCCAUUUCCUCUCCUGUUGUGAGCGUGACUCCUGUUGACAGAAUAAAGGAUGUAAGUGUUGUUAAAGAGUCCCGGCCAAAAGAGAUACUGGAGAGCAGCAGUGACAGUGAAGACAAGACUCCAAUAAUGAAGUCUUUGUCAUUAUCCAAGAGAAAAGCUGACGUGGAAGGUGCUGAGGUGGUUGAAAAGAGGAAAAAGGGUAGACCACGGAAAGAUACCAAAACCAUGUCUGUCUCGGUGGCAGUGCAACAGAAUGCAACUGGGGUAGACAAGGACCUUUCUCGAAUUGUUUCUCCAGUGGUAACGUUGAAGCUUCCUACCCAGACUCUUCAGAAGUGUUUCACAUUGCAGAUUAGUUCAGAUCCAUCUGUGUUCAUUGAAGUUGAAAACGAAGUUUCUACUUAUGCGGGGUUGAAACUGAGUCGAUUAAAAUGUAACCGAGAAGGCAGAGACUGGGAGACAGUAGUUACAAGUCGGAUAUUGGCAGCAGCUGGAAGCAGUGACAUUGUCAGUGUGGCUUGUGAGGACCGAACACUGUCAGUGUUUUCUGCAUAUGGUCGCCGUCUUCUGCCAGCAAUCCUCCUACAGGCCCCUGUCUCUACUGUACACUGUACUGGGUUCUUCGUCAUGGUCCUGACAGCAUGUGCUACUCUCUCUGUCUGGGAUGUUCAGAAGCAAGCCGUUUUGGUAAAGGAUGAGUCCCUGCAGAUGAUACUGUCAGGCACAGACACUACUGUCACUCAGUCCUUGCUGACACAACAUGGCGUACCAGUGGUGAACCUCUCUGAUGGAAAGUCUUACUGUUUCAAUUCCUCCCUUGGAACCUGGAAUAUCAUAGCAGACAAGCAGGACUCCUUAGCACUGUGUGCAGACUACAGGAGCUGUGUUAUUUCUCAAGACGCCUUGAUGACUUCUGGUCCUUUAGCAAUUGUACAGGGCCGGACGCUCAAUGCUGGAAGACAGGCAGCCCGGCUGUCCUCGACUCCUCAUCAUUUACAGCAGGGGAUGACCCUAGCUUACCUGGAGAACCAGAUGGCAUCAGCACUUAGCUUAAAAUCGAGCCAGGAAUACCGCCACUGGCUUCUUAUAUAUGCCAGAUUUCUGGUGAAUGAAGGAUCAGAGUACCGGUUGCGAGAACUUUGUAAAGACUUGCUAGGGCCUGUGCACAAAUCGGCAGGAAGCAUGUGGGAAACGGCGAUACUGGGGUUGCAGAAACGGGAGCUGUUGAAAGAGGUGCUCCCAGUCAUCGGGCAGAACCUUCGGUUCCAGAGGCUCUUCACGGAAUGUCAGGAUCAGCUGGAGAUGCUGAAGAGCAAAUAGCACUUUUCACGUCAUUCCACGAGGGAUUGAUUUCUCCUAAAGAGACAGACAGACAGACUGACUGAUGGGCACACAGGCAGGCAGACAUGCUAGCCCCAGGGGAAGGCGCCUGGCAGUCCUGCAGAAGGCCAUACCCCGAUUUCCCUCAUUUUCACUUACGUACCAUUCAAAGGAGUAUCAAUUGGCAAGCAGGAACCGCUCCUUCAAGGAGGUGAAUGGAGGACGCUGUUAAAGUCCUGCGGUAAAAUUCCAUCGGAUACCAAAAAUAGCCGAGCUGAUGGUGACUUGCAUUAAGCACAAGGCAGCAGAGGUCGGAACUUCCCGGUCACAAGAUGAAUUUGUUUCAUAAUUUUUGGAAGUCAAGUUCUCGUCCCUCUUGUUAUUAAGGGGUGAUAUGUCAGGUUUUGAAACUUGAACUGUUGCGUUUUUGUUUUGUUUUUUUUUUUGGUAGAGAAUUUCAAAGCCCUGUGUGAGAGACUUCCUUGCACCACAAGCAUUGUCCACUACAGCCACAUGACCAUGACAUUUUUUUUUGAUUUUGUAAAAAAAAAAAAAAAAAACUUGUAAUUUUUAAAUGUUUGUAAAAGCAACCCCCUUUUUGUUCCUUUUGUUUUCUUUAUUUUGUUAAUUUUUUUCUACAAAAUAAACUAAUUGAGCAGUGCUUGAGGUA